Magallana angulata is the source of this 2629-nucleotide messenger RNA. Its product is annotated as alpha-2C adrenergic receptor-like. Gene Ontology annotation, cellular component: membrane. The transcript has a single exon. Gene Ontology annotation, molecular function: peptide binding; G protein-coupled receptor activity. The coding region runs from base 43 to 1437 and encodes 464 amino acids. Lineage: Eukaryota; Metazoa; Mollusca; Bivalvia; Ostreida; Ostreidae. Gene Ontology annotation, biological process: G protein-coupled receptor signaling pathway. The record is from RefSeq and is a predicted model, not a curated record.
UCAUAGGACGGGACACCGGGUCUGUAAACAAAGGAACGUGUCAUGGUGGUCAUGCGUCUUUCUACAAAUGUGACCCUGAGGAAAACUUGUCACACAGAAAUGAAUGUCCCCCAGUUUAGUAUUAUAAAAUGUCAGCCUCCCUUUUGUUUGGGUUCAUAUCAGACCUGUUUCGAGACCAUGGAUAUCAAUACAAUAUCUUUUUUGGUCUUUAUAUCGAUAUUGGCGGUUGUUGGAAUCGUUGGAAAUUCUUUAAUCAUCGCGGCGUAUUACUCCAAUGUCAGAAAGUUAUUUAACAGAUAUUACAUCGUGGCCCUUUCUAUCACUGACUUGGUCGUAAAUCUUUUCAUUAUUCCCUACACGGCCAUCUUUGAACUUCAUGACGUCACCAGUGAUGUCGUCUGCCAUGGAAUGGAGGUAAUUAGACACACCAUCAUCGGGUUCUCCAAUCUCAUCUUAGUUCUAAUAGCCUGCGAACGCCUGCUUCUGAUCUGGAAACCGACCAAAUUCAUUUCUGAAAAGAAAAAAUUGGGUGGCAUUUUGGCCACAUUGGGUGUUUCUGUAAUCAUCGGGAUUCCAUCAGGAGCGGUAUACAAGGUCACAGACAGAGCAUUCGAUGUGGAGAAACACUUGAACAUAACUGGCACCGGGGAACCAUUUUGCCAGUAUUCCUUUGAUAUUUUGGGCGAGGAGUGGAGUAACUUAUAUAGAAAUGUGCUUGCCCUAAUAAUACUUCUGGAAUUCUUUGCUUUGAUUGUUCUGUAUGUAUUUAUAUAUAUUCUUGUUUGUCGUCAGAAAAUGCGCAUGGAGCGUUAUUCAAUAAACGGUUCUGCCAAAUCGAGCCGCCCUAUAGUUAAGGGUAUUGAAUCCAGUCAAACCGCGGUCAGUGUUCUGAGUUACGAAUCAACGGACGACCAGCAAUUGUCUACUUGUCCAAAAGCCACGAAAAACGGAACCAACAACGCCAUGUUAAAUGCAAAAUCACAAUUUGACAAUCGCGAUGAAGGGGGGCAGGAAUCCGAAACUGAUUUCUCCUCCGCAAAUAUAUCUCACUCGGAGAAGUCGCCACGUAAAAUCAACAGAAUCCAAGCGACGAAGACCGUCAGUUUUGACACGGACACCUCCUGUACAACUGGAAAUGAGAGCGAGGCUGAAAGACAAACAGGGACUGCAACCAGAAGAAGGCGUCGUAAACAUAAAUCGUCCAAGAGAUCUCAAGCCGUCCGCCGGAAGAGUUGGACAAUGUUCUUUAUCUGUACCGCUGUCUACAUUCUCUGUUGGAUUCCUUUUUUCUUGGAGAUUUUCAAUGUGACUAAAGUUCUUGUUCUUCGUUAUUUUUUCCUCAUUGGUCACGCCACUAAUCCAAUAAUCUACAGUGUUGUCAAUAUCAAAGUAAGAAACGCCAUCCAGAGACUGUUCAGGCGACGGAGAGGAAUUUGAUAUAUCAAAAUUAUAUGAACAUUUUAUCAUUUCAAAUAUUUAUUCUGAAAAUUUGAUAGUUAAAUGUGUGUGAACUAAAUAUAAUGCAAAUUCAUUGUGUAUAAUUCGCCAAGCAAUGUUUUAUUUAAGAUAUAAUUAAUGUUGAUACAUAUCAGUUGGUCCUAAAUCCUAAGCGUAUUAAAUCUCCGGAAAAGGUUAAAAAAAAGGGGCAAAAAAAAAACCCCAUUGGAUAAAAAGAUCGAAAGGAAAGGUAAAAGAAUACAGAUUUGAAUAAAAAAAAAUGAUGCACUUUUAUUUACAAAAGAAUAGCCAAAAUUUGAGGUGGUCAGUGUACUUUAUGAUUGGGUAAUUUUUCUGAUAUGUUACCACUAACGAUAUUAUCAUUUUGAUGGUAUUGUUUAUUCUUGAAAUAAUUUAAAUAUUCUUUUUUUUUUAAUUUAUUUUGGAUUGUCACUGGAGAAAAUUCUGCUGGGUUUGUUUCUUUUGUAUUUUCAAAAUAAUUUUGAAAACAAUCUUCGCUUUAAUAUUGUAGAAAAAACACCAUACAUGCCAUUACAAAUUUUUGAAUGAAAAGAUAAAAAUUUGACUAAUCGACAUUAUUUGCUAGCCUUUAUGACCAUACUUUAAAUUUCAUAAUUAACAAAAUAUUGCUCUUAAUGUGUAUACAUUAUUUGAACAUUUUUUUUAGUAUUGUUUAAAUUGAAUAUAAUUUCUUUGAACAAACUUAUGUUUAUUUCUUUUCAAAUUUUCUGAAACGCCAAUCAAUAUUCAUGUUAAUUUCAUUAGCUCAUUAAUAAUAGUGCCAUUUUGAAUUAGUUUGAAGUGAAUCUGGUCAGUAUUUAUCAUAAUCAUCGAUAGUCAGCUUUUCCAGUGUCUGAUGACGAGGUUAAAAAUAUCUAAACUGAAUGCACGUGUAGCGCGUGCGAGUUGAGUGUGUACGGAUGUCGAGUCAAGUGGGGUUCGUUUCACUUGUCAUACUUUUCCACAAAGUACUAUUGUUUGUCAGAUAACUUUCUUUCACUGUUAUGAAUAAUUCUUCUUAAUUCAUUUAUUCAAAUAUGUAACAAAAAUGCUACCCCUUAAGACUAUUACUCAUAUUUUUCUUGUUAAUCUUAAACUUACGUUGUUCGACAAUUUAUUUAUAACUACUGUACGUUUAUAUAAUGUGAGAAUAAAACUUUACUAAGUGGUA